UAUGUGAAGUUCGCUUCGGAGCGAAUUUAGCUCUUCCUUUCUCAUUGAAAUCAAAAUGAAUCACGUAGAAUUUAUAAUUUAUUGCAUGUUUACUUACACAUCCUCCGCGAAGGUAGGCACCUUGUCGUGGUGCGGGGGCUUAGUCGAAUCAUUAAUCAGACCUUAUCAAUGGAUGAUAGUGGGUUCGUUUACGUACAUUCCAGUAUUGAACGAGUUCACUCCAUUCCCAUGAUUCCGGCUGCCUUUUUGAACGAUGACCAAAUUCUACCAAUCGGAGGAGCAAACCUCUUAAAAAAGCUCUGGGUUGGAACAAGGUGUAAUACGAUCCGUGCCGAGGUUCAGCCUGGCUGGGGACCCAGAUUUAAAAAAUAGCCCAGUCGCGAACGGAGUGCUCCGGAUACCUGGCGACCUCCGGUUCUAUCUAGCCUUACCUGUGCACACGGACCUCUGUGCAGGUGGACCUCUUUUGUCCGACACUCGUGGGACCACAAAUGAACAGAAAUUUAAAUAGAAGAAACGAAAUGGAGGGCGGUCCUCCAAAAAAACCGACGGCGGUGGCUUCGGCCUCGAGCACGGCAGUGGUCAAACCACCGUCAGGGGCAAUAUGGACCUUCAGAGAUAGGGCUGGUAGGUGGAGAGGAGGACUGGGAAAACCGGCCUUUAGCCUUUUUACGGCAGGAGUUAUAGGGUCAACUCCGCCUAGGGUAAACAUGCCCUAUUCCACCCCAACAUCUAUCAGAGGGUGGGGAGAGGCACCUGCUUUAAGGAUUAACCAGCAGGUUGUUGUUGAGAAACCAGGCAGCUCAAAACAUGUUGCAAAUGUAGGUAAAGAGGGAGGGCGUAAGCAUGCCCGUCCCUCGAAGCGGGCCUAUUACGAAAGGAAGGCGGCCAUCAAGGUCUUAUCUAGGUUACGAGAUGUGCCAGCGAAUCAGUUAACAGUGGAACAGGCCAGGUCUGUUGAAUGGGCAAAGGGGGUGGUAUCCAGCUCGGGAAAACCGGUGGAUACUGCUCCAAAAAGGCAAAGUACACCUGACCAUACAGAGGAAGGGGUCGCCAAAAAAACAAAAAUAGGGGGCCAUAAGUACCCGAUAUUUGGCGAAGUGGUAAACAGUGGCGGUGAGGUACUGGGCAUCGUUGACAGAGCAGAGGAGGAAGGGGCUAUUCCCAAGGAGAAAUGGAAGUCGGUUGAGGAUGCUAUUGCUGAAGUCUAUCUCCAGGUUCUAGAGGAAAACCCCGGACCUCCUCCGCUCUGUCACGAUAACGGCUGGUACCAAGGUAGGGCGAAGCUCAUCGCUUGUGAGGAUAAUAGGUCAGCUCAGCUCUACAGGGUGGCCGUCAGUAAAGUCGGUGAGGUUUGGCCGGGGGCCAAACUCGUAGCAAUCAGCAAGGAAGAAAUUCCAAGCAGACCAAGAGCUCGAAUACGGAUUCCUGCCAAGCCGGCGGAGCCGGAAAAAAUAGAGCAGAUAUUUAAAUCCUGCAACGGUGACCUGCCAACCCAUAAUUGGAAAGUAUGGAAGAUUGAGGAGCCAGUAGAUGGUAGAAGACAGGUGUUGUUGCUUCUCAACGCCGAAACACUCGCCCCACUGGCGGGAAAAGGAUGGAAGGUCCGAUUUGGGUUCGUCGACGUAGCCGUUCGGAUUUACCGAAAUGAUGAGCCAGCUCUAAAACUUGGUGAAGAGAGCGAUAGAUCUAACUUGAACAGCGGUGACGAAGAACGGUUAUCCAGCAGCCAGUACUCGACCGAUUCAGAGAGGCUUGUGGAACCGUUGUUUAAUGAAGAUAAUAUUCUCUCUGUCGAGGCCGAUUGUGAGGAGGUCGUUGAGGAAGACGUUGACGCCCCCAUGGUGGAGACUAAGUGGGCAGAUUCAUGUGAAACUGCUCCAAAUAAAUCUCCGCUAUUCUAGGCUCGCAUCUGCGAAGCUUUCUGCCCGCUUGGCUGCCGGCGGACAUUAUGUAGCUCUCAUCAAAGAGCCGUGGAUCAAUGGCAACAAAAUUUGCGGUUUGAGAGUGAAGCGCUUUAAAUUGAUUGCCAGUGAGCACAUGGCUUAGCAGCGGCGAUUUGGUGGCGGAGAAGUCCCGACAUUAAUGGCAGAG
Messenger RNA from Anastrepha ludens (Mexican fruit fly), 2094 nucleotides. RefSeq lists its product as uncharacterized. NCBI's taxonomy places the organism in Eukaryota, Metazoa, Arthropoda, Insecta, Diptera, Tephritidae. Bases 492 to 1904 code for a protein of 470 amino acids. The record is from RefSeq and is a predicted model, not a curated record. The transcript has 2 exons.